Messenger RNA from Chelmon rostratus (copperband butterflyfish), 1213 nucleotides. Its product is annotated as stonustoxin subunit alpha-like. The transcript has 4 exons. The annotation marks the transcript as partial. The record is from RefSeq and is a predicted model, not a curated record. Lineage: Eukaryota; Metazoa; Chordata; Actinopteri; Chaetodontiformes; Chaetodontidae. Gene Ontology annotation, molecular function: protein binding.
GAGAGAAGCUGUGAAGGUCUGUCCUCAGUUCUCAGCUCCCAGUCCUCCAGUCUGAGAGAGCUGGACCUGAGUAACAACAACCUGCAGGAUUCAGGAGUGAAGCUGCUGUCUGCUGGACUGCAGAGUCCACACUGUGAACUGGAAACUCUCAGGCUGUCAGGCUGUCUGAUCACAGAGGAAGGUUGUGCUUCUCUGGACUCAGCUCUGAGAUCCAACCCCUCUCAUCUGAGAGAGCUGGACCUGAGCUACAAUCAUCCAGGAGACUCAGGAGUGAAGCUGCUGUCUGCUGGACUGGAGGAUCCACACUGGAGCCUGAAGACUCUCAGGGUGGAGCCUGCUGGAGUCCGAUGGUUGAGACCAGGUCUGAGAAAGUAUUCCUGUGAACUCACAAUCGACACAAACACAGUGAACAGAAACAUCAAACUGUCUGACAACAACAGGAAGGCGACAUAUGUGGAGGAGCAUCAGUCAUAUCCUGAUCAUCCAGACAGGUUUGACAGGUGUCGUCAGCUGCUGUGUGGAACUGGUCUGACUGGUCGCUGUUACUGGGAGGUCGAGUGGAGAGGAGACGUUGAUGUAUCAGUGAGUUACAGAAGAAUCAGAAGGAAAGGAUACAGUAAAGACUGUGUGUUUGGAGGGAAUAAUCAGUCUUGGAGACUGUUCUGCUCUGAUGGUGGUCGUUACUCUGUCUGUCACAAUAACAGAGAAACAUCCAUCAUCUCCUCCUCCAUCUCUGACAGAGUAGGAGUGUAUGUGGACUAUCCUGCUGGCACUCUGUCCUUCUACAGAGUCUCCUCUGACACACUGAUCCACCUCCACACCUUCAACACCACAUUCACUGAACCUCUUUAUCCUGGCUUUGGGCUCUGGUCCUGGUCUGCUUCCUCAGUGUCUCUGUGUUCUCUGUAGGAUGAAGAAACUCCUCCAGUUAGAGAAACAUUCUCACUGCUGAACAGAUCAGUUGAGUCUGUGCAGGAUCAGUCAUAGAAAUCUUUAAGUUUAUUAUCAUAAAUGAAUCAUUGAACUUUGUACAAAAUGAUUCAAAGUGAUUGAAAAUAUUCCUCAUUUAUAUUGUGACCUUCUUCCACUUCCAGUCCUUUAAAGAUGGAAGCUGUGAUCAUUAAAUUGUGGACAUGCUGCAGAUUUCUACCCUCUGCUGUGUGUUGUUUUGAAUUGUGGCUCUUGUUCCAAUAAAAGCUGAAUGUUACUGUGA